AGCACAGUCCGAUUCGGCACACUAACCCUUUGAACAUUUCCCCCCUCAAAGGUUCCAGAACCUUCCUCUAGCGGUUCUUCCUCACUUUCCAUUCGACUUCUCAAGCGAUCUAUCUCUUCUGGUUUUCCUUUUUGUUUCUCUGCUUUGCUUUGCUGGUCUGUCACUCUUCUUUAGUUAAAGAAGAAAAUGGCUUUAGCCUUCGAUGAGUUCGGCCGGCCGUUCAUCAUAAUCAAGGAACAAGAGCAGAAGAGCCGGCUGAGAGGUUUGGAUGCUCAGAAGGCCAACAUUUCCGCGGGAAAGGCCGUUGCCCGCAUCCUCCGCACAUCACUUGGCCCCAAGGGCAUGGACAAGAUGCUCCAGAGCCCCGACGGCGAUGUCACCAUCACAAAUGAUGGUGCAACAAUAUUGGAACAGAUGGAUGCUGAUAAUCAAAUAGCUAAGCUGAUGGUUGAAUUAUCCAGGAGUCAAGACUAUGAGAUUGGUGAUGGAACAACUGGAGUGGUCGUCAUGGCUGGUGCACUUCUAGAGCAGGCCGAGAAACUAUUAGAGCGUGGUAUUCAUCCUAUCCGGAUUGCAGAAGGGUAUGAAAUGGCAUCAAGAAUAGCUGUUGAACAUUUAGAGCGCAUUGCUCAGGAGUUUGAAUUUGGAGUUAACAACAUUGAGCCUCUGGUUCAGACUUGCAUGACUACUUUAUCCUCAAAGAUUGUAAACCGAUGCAAGCGAUCUUUAGCUGAGAUUGCUGUUAAAGCUGUUCUAGCAGUUGCAGAUAUAGAGAGGAAGGAUGUCAAUUUAGAUUUGAUUAAAGUGGAAGGAAAAGUAGGGGGGAAGUUGGAAGACACUGAACUAAUUGAUGGUAUUGUUGUUGACAAGGAUAUGAGCCAUCCACAGAUGCCCAAGCGAAUUGAAAAUGCAAAAAUAGCAAUUUUGACUUGCCCAUUUGAGCCCCCUAAGCCCAAGACUAAGCAUAAGGUUGAUAUUGACACAGUGGAGAAGUUCCAGACUUUACGUCAACAAGAGCAGAAAUACUUUGAUGACAUGGUUAAAAAAUGCAAGGAUGUUGGUGCUACCCUGGUUAUUUGUCAAUGGGGGUUUGAUGAUGAAGCAAAUCAUUUAUUGAUGCACCGGAACUUGCCUGCAGUACGAUGGGUUGGUGGUGUAGAAUUAGAGCUUAUUGCAAUAGCUACAGGUGGAAGAAUUGUGCCAAGAUUCCAGGAAUUGACACCAGAAAAGCUGGGGAAGGCUGGUUUGGUCCGAGAAAAGUCAUUUGGUACAACAAAAGAUCGGAUGCUUUAUAUUGAGCAAUGUGCUAAUUCAAGGGCUGUAACUAUUUUUAUUCGUGGUGGUAACAAAAUGAUGAUAGAAGAGACAAAACGGAGCCUCCAUGAUGCCCUCUGUGUUGCUAGGAACUUGAUUCGCAACAAUUCUAUUGUAUAUGGAGGUGGUUCAGCUGAGAUUUCUUGCUCAAUUGCUGUAGAGGCAGCUGCUGAUAGAUAUCCUGGGGUUGAGCAGUACGCUGUCAGGGCCUUUGCAGAUGCUUUAGAUUCUAUCGCUAUGGCACUGGCAGAAAACAGUGGCCUCCAACCUAUUGAAACACUCUCAGCAGUCAAAGCUCAACAAAUCAAGGAGAACAACCCAUGCUGUGGAAUAGAUUGCAAUGAUGUUGGAACUAAUGAUAUGCGUGAGCAGAAUGUCUUUGAGACUCUCAUUGGUAAACAGCAACAAAUUUUGCUGGCCACUCAAGUUGUGAAGAUGAUUCUCAAGAUUGAUGAUGUCAUCUCCCCUUCGGAUUACUGAGGUCGUUGUAAUAAACUCAAAAGGUUUUGUUUUGCCUUGAAAGAUUAGGUACUGCCGCUUGCAUUGACGUGACAAAAGGGACCAUUUGUUGCUUAUAGAAAUUAAAGUGCAGUAAUCCAGUAAAUGGUUUUUUAGGGUUUUGGCUACUGUGAUGGGUUUAGCAGGUUGUUCUUCAGCCUUGUCAUUUUGGGACUUGUUCAUUGAUUUUAUUGGGGCAUGGGAGUACGACUGUGA
Nelumbo nucifera (sacred lotus) is the source of this 2028-nucleotide messenger RNA. RefSeq names its product T-complex protein 1 subunit epsilon. Gene Ontology annotation, biological process: protein folding. NCBI's taxonomy places the organism in Eukaryota, Viridiplantae, Streptophyta, Magnoliopsida, Proteales, Nelumbonaceae. Gene Ontology annotation, molecular function: ATP-dependent protein folding chaperone; ATP hydrolysis activity; ATP binding. The record is from RefSeq and is a predicted model, not a curated record.